Messenger RNA from Diachasmimorpha longicaudata, 999 nucleotides. RefSeq lists its product as uncharacterized. The coding region runs from base 227 to 691 and encodes 154 amino acids. The record is from RefSeq and is a predicted model, not a curated record. The transcript is spliced from 3 exons. NCBI's taxonomy places the organism in Eukaryota, Metazoa, Arthropoda, Insecta, Hymenoptera, Braconidae.
GAUUGUGAUGUUGCUGCUCCGAACAUUUUCGGAACCAGGCUGGUGCUCCAGAAUAGCAAAGCUAGAGAGAGGCUGUCUCACUCUCUCCCUCCAAACAGCGGUUAUGCGAGCCGCAAUAUGUGCCCCAAGGGAGGCCCAUAAGGGACAGCAGCAAUCCGCCUCGAUUCAUGGGUUAGAAAAGCCCUGAUUUAGCAUUAAAAAAGGCCGAAAAAUCGAUUCAGUCACGAUGAAAUGCACGAGCUGGUGGCACGUUAGUUUAAUACUAUUCUCAUAUUUUGGUGUCAGGUGUGCUGACUGUGAUAAAUUACAAAUUAACCAGACGAUGAAAUAUGAAACAACGACUGCUGUACCAGUAUUUAAUGCCUCAACGAGGAUACUUGACACUAACGGAACAACUCCGAGUACAUUGAUCUCCAGUGUGACACCUGUAACUGAAAAAUACACCACCUCGGCAAUAGCACCCACUGGUGCACCCUACACAACGAAAGAUAAUCAAUAUUCGAGUACUAACGCUGGUGGAUUGAGUACAACUCCGAUUCCACCGGGUCCAUCAGACACAAUCGUCGAGGGACAAUUUCACACACUUAGUUUUAUUGGUGGAUGUCUAUUUACUGUAUCUAUUAUCACCGUUGGAGUACUCAUAUGGAAGAUGUACGAAGCCAAAAUCGAACGUAGCUAUCUAACAAUCUAGCUGAAUUGUCACUAAUUAAUUGAUGAAUAAAAAAUAUUUUUCUACGUUUAUAAUAUUCCCUCGUCCAUUCGUUAUUUACUCUCUCAAUCCCCCCAUCGACACGAGGGACAAGGUGAAGGACAGAUAUUCAUAGAAUUGGUUCCAAUGAUUUUCUCAUAGUUUUAUCAUCAAUCGAAUUCACUACUUAUUCUAUCACUCGAAGAGAAAUCUAUACAUUAGGUAUUCUCCUCUCAAUUAGACUUCUCUGCACCCAUUGAUUUUUUAAAAUCGACAUAGAAGACAGAUUAUGGAAGAAAUCAUUCGCAAAU